Molecule: messenger RNA, 897 nt
Organism: Microstroma glucosiphilum
Lineage: Eukaryota; Fungi; Basidiomycota; Exobasidiomycetes; Microstromatales; Microstromataceae
Product: EF-hand
Exons: 4
Coding region: 78-674 (198 amino acids)
Biological process (GO): actomyosin structure organization; mitotic cytokinesis
Cellular component (GO): myosin II complex; cytoplasm
Molecular function (GO): myosin heavy chain binding; calcium ion binding; cytoskeletal motor regulator activity
Source: RefSeq, a predicted model, not a curated record
CCUCGAUCGCAGCUGGUACGCAGCUCGUAGUCUACUAUUUCGUCUUCACAUUGGCCAUUGGUACUACCGUCGCCAGAAUGUCCUCCGUACUCUCAUCCUUCAACCGCUCGCGGCCGACAUCGCCCAUCAAGCCUCCCUCUCCCCUCAAACCGCCCAGCAAGAGCAGCAGCAGUAGCCAACAUCCGCGUCAGUCCUCGGGUGUGUACUCGACCUUUUCCACCAAGCAGAUCCAGGGGUUCAAAGAGGCAUUCAACAUGCUCGAUGAGGAUUCUAACGGCAUGGUGUCGAGGGAAGAUCUCAAGGCGACGCUCAGAAAUUUGGGUGGAGAGGAUAGUGAGGCGGUGGUGAAGAGGUACUUUGAUAGCGCUGUUGGUGGACAAAAUGCUGCAGGGAUCAAUUUCACACAAUUCUUGACAAUGUUCGGGGAGCAUCUCAACGAAAUGGAUGAAGCACCUACGUUGCGAGAGGCAUUCGAAUGCUUCGACGAGAAGGACGACGGUGUCAUUGAUGCAGCCGAGCUUAGGCAUUGGCUCUCUAGUGUGGGUGAUCGCAUGACAGAUGAUGAGAUCGAUCGCCUUCUCUCAGGUCCAUUCACGGAUCGCGGCGGUAAGAACUUCGACUAUAGAGCCUUCGUGGAAGCCGUCAAGAUGUCAGAGCCUGCCGAGCUGGAGUGAGAGCUCUGGUCCGCUUUUUCUCCACCCUCUCAUCCACUUCCUUGUCCAUAGAGCCGAGCCUUCCAGAUGAGCUGCCCCAGCACAUCUUUUGUACUUUUACUUUUGUGUCAGACUUCUACUACCCCCGAAUCUCGAUUUUACCUGCAAGCCCACAGGACGUCAGCCACGCUCGCACCUGUGAAGAUGGCCAGAGACGUCCUUCUGGUCCAGUCCAGGGCGUCAG